CCCAAAUUGAAGUACAUUCUUGGCUGUCUUCAAUUAUUGAAGAAGAACAUCUUGCACAUCUUUUUAAAGUUUCAGUGUCUACAGUAAGUUGAGUUUUUAUUACCUGGGUUAAUUUUAGGUACCUAAGGUUAGGACAAAUCAAUAAUAAUUAUUAGCCUUCUAGAGCAGCUAUUGAGGAAACUAUGCCGGAGGAUUUUGAGAAAAAAUAUUCUUCAACCAGAGUUACUAAAGCCUGCAUAGAAGUUAGAUGCCAUAUGCCAAGUUGUUUACAACUGAAUGGUAAAUUGUUCGGUAAUUACAAACACCAUACAACCCUUAAAGGUUUAAUUGGAAUCAGUCCCGGAGGUGACAUAACCUUUAUAAGUCAACUCUACAAAGGAAACAUUUCAGACCGGGAGAUAGUUGCGAGAAGUGGUUUCCUUGAUUUGCCUUUUAAAGACAAUGACUCAGUCAUAGCAGACAAAGGGUUCACCAUUCAAGAUCUGUUACCACUGGAGUUCUAGCCAAAAGCCUGCUGAGGAUGAUGUGAAGACUCAAGAAAUUGCCAGUUUGCGCAUACACGUAGAAUGUGCAAUCAACAAGACAAAAAAAUUCCACAUUUGGGAUGGGGUUGUACUGCUCCACCAGUUUGGUCUUUUAAACCAGAUGUGGUCUGCGUGUGCGAUAUUAGGUAAUGCUCAACCGGACAUUAUUUCUAUACUAUUUAACUGAAAGUUUUGCCAAAAAUCAGGUGCUAGUCAUCCUGCUCAAUAAAUUGAAGCUACCGGUAUUGUGUUAAAACGAAUUUUAAUGACUGGUAACAAGUAUUUUUGUAAAUGUGUCACUGUACCUUGGAACAACCUAACAUUAACCUUGAAGUCUCAAUAUGGAUUGUGAAUAGACCAAUUCUUCUUUAUGGUCUCCCUAUUCAUCCCA
Messenger RNA from Porites lobata, 915 nucleotides. The record is from the annotation of a GenBank genome assembly. Lineage: Eukaryota; Metazoa; Cnidaria; Anthozoa; Scleractinia; Poritidae.